Molecule: messenger RNA, 1251 nt
Organism: Ectocarpus siliculosus
Lineage: Eukaryota; Phaeophyceae; Ectocarpales; Ectocarpaceae
Source: the annotation of a GenBank genome assembly
CCCCCACUCCGCGCAACGGGGGAUGAUCGCACCACGUUGUGUUAAAAUGGUCAAGCAUCCUCGAGGCAGUUACACAGUGCUUACAACUGUCUCUGGAAGUGAAAGCACCAGAAAAUAAAUUAAGUCAUACGUAGCUGUCAUCCGUACGCAAGGAAGUAAGCACAAGAUGCCGAACACCCUUAGCAGGAUGCAGCUCACCCUUCAUGCGACUCGCCGAAUACCUCACGGCGCCUCGCGCUUGGUGAUGUGAGAGCCGGGUCCGGUGAGAACCCGGCGUGCUCCGUCCCGGCUUUGUAGGGAUGCGAGGUCAAUGGUCUAACGACUACGGCAUACACGACUAUGAGUACACCCCCCCCCCUUUUUCCCCGCACUGUUAAAAUGACAACGCUGAGACUGUACGAUGCGCGGCAGAACCUGUCCAAGAGGGUAAUCCCCAGCAAGAUGGCCCAGCUGGACUGCUGCUUCAAGGACACCUCGGCCACGGGCUUCUGCGGGGGGCUGGACAAACAAGUCAAGCAAGUCGACCUCGAGACCGGAGCGGUGACCCUGCUGGGGUCCCACGACAAGGCGGUGAGGUGCGUGGAGUACAACGCCAGCACGGGGACGGUGCUAACGGGGGGCUGGGACGCCAAGCUCAACGCCUGGGACCCGAGGUCGAAGCAGGCGCUCGUGCAGUCGAGGCCCGCGCCUGGGAAGGUCUUCACCAUGUCCGUCUCGGACAUGCGCGCCGUCGUCGGUACCUCGAACCGGCACAUCUGGGUGUACGACAUGCGCAGCCUGGCGGAACCGGAGCAGCGGCGCGUCAGCAGCCUCAAGUACCAGACGCGCUGCGUGAGGAUAUUCCCGGACCAGAAGGGUUACGCGGUGGGGUCUGUGGAGGGGAGGGUGGCCGUCGAGUACUUCGACACGUCCAAGGAGUCUCAGGACAACAAGUACGCCUUCAAGUGCCACCGCAAGGGGGACCAGGUUUUCCCCGUGAACGCGAUGGCCUUCCACCCGGUAUACGGGACCUUCGCCUCCGGCGGCUGUGACAAGAUGGUGAACAUCUGGGACGGGAAGAACAAGAAGCGUCUGUGGCAGUCGAGCGCGUACAACACGGGGAUAUCUUCCCUGUCCUUCAACCACGACGGCACACGCCUCGCGAUCGCCUCCUCCUACACCUUCGAGCAGGGUGCCAUCGCUCACCCGAAGGACCAGAUCUUCGUGAGAGACGUGAUGGACUCCGACGUACGGCCGAAGGCGCGCAAGUGA